Tuber aestivum (summer truffle) is the source of this 1445-nucleotide messenger RNA. The record is from the annotation of a GenBank genome assembly. NCBI's taxonomy places the organism in Eukaryota, Fungi, Ascomycota, Pezizomycetes, Pezizales, Tuberaceae.
UGGGUAAGGAGGAACCUUCCCACUCCCUCUUUUUUUUUUUCCUUCCGCUUUUCGCCUACCGUAUUUUCCAUCAAGUUCCCACCUUACCGGUAUUUCAUUUUAUUCCACCCUAUUCCAUUGAUCCUGUUUUAUUCCUCUUGGCCUUUCCCUAUUCCUUCCCUUUUUUUCCUCUUGGGUGUCGUGCGGAUCCGUUUUUUUUAUCUUGCUUCAUUCUGCUCCUGUUCCCAAGUUAUCGCUAUUCGCUAACUCCGUUCUUGCGAGUUGGGGGCCAGCCUUGGUUUCGGGUCGUGAACGCUGUCGACAUUGGGGUGUGGAACCAGUGCCCCGGGUCGGUGGGAGAAAAGAAAAUUCGCGCCCAACGUCAUGGACCCCCUUGUCAAGCGGAGUUGCAGAUGAGCAGGAAAAAAUCGUGGACUGUCGGUGGUUGCGGAGAAGGGCCAGUCAUAUCGCGAGAAACUAUUGGGCGUUGCAAGUGUCCUGUAUCUUCCCUCUUCUCAGGUGAUACCUGUGCAUUACGAGUUCGGCAUUCUAUGAUGGCCACUAUCCGCUGCCGGUACCAUACCUCUGCUUAAGGACCGGUGGGUUCCUCAACGGUUACCCGUGUCCUGCUAUUCUAAGCACAGCCCUCACUAUUCAAGCGAACCAGCUUGACGGAACUGAGAUGAUAUCCACUCGCUUCUUCGAGAAAUACACUAGAAGUUACACCGGAAGUUACCCCGGAUGACAUCUUUAGGGAAUCAUUUGGCCUUUCAGCAUCUUAGCACAGUCUUCGAACCCCACUGGAGGCUUGAGUUAGCCUAGGGAAUUCUGGCAGUGCGCCUCAGUCAGGAUGCUGUCUAUCAACCAUUCUGGGCAGUUAGCGCGGAGUACCCAUAAAGUACGCCAUACUAUCAUUCCCACUAUCCAAAAAACCUCUUUCGCAUAUUGCGUUGGCACAUCGAUAAUCCCUCUCAAAGCUUUGACCUCUCUCCUGUCCCCUGUCAUACAGCCGUGGUUCGCUUGCGCCUCGAUCGAAACAGGGUUGAUCACCUGAACAGCUGAGCAACAGAAAGUGGGUGAAGAUCCUAGAACCAUAGUCGCUUUUCUUCCAUGGUGUGCCCUUGAGUUAAAGCUUUCGCCGGUUGUCUCUAUCAUAUUUUGUUUGGAUUUGCCGCUCACACCGUACCACCAUGAAAGGGACGGGUUUGGGCUAGACAAGGAACAGAGCUAUUAAUUGAUUAAACAAAACCACAGGUAGCGAAGCGCGGAAUCGUGGGCAGGAGCAUACCGUUUGGGAUAAUUUAUAACUUACACAGUUUCGUUCUUUGCCCGGUCGCUUGCGAUCGCGAGUCGUUACCGCACCCAUGUUAUUUUGAAACCAAAGUAUUGUUGCAAGCGAGCAGGAUAGGCAAGGUCUUGGGUUACUGUAAAGUACAUAUUGGCACGAUAGAAGUACCGGAUACCUG